Oncorhynchus tshawytscha (Chinook salmon) is the source of this 1951-nucleotide messenger RNA. Its product is annotated as FUN14 domain-containing protein 1. The transcript has 5 exons. NCBI's taxonomy places the organism in Eukaryota, Metazoa, Chordata, Actinopteri, Salmoniformes, Salmonidae. The coding region runs from base 54 to 512 and encodes 152 amino acids. Gene Ontology annotation, biological process: autophagy of mitochondrion. Gene Ontology annotation, cellular component: mitochondrial outer membrane. The record is from RefSeq and is a predicted model, not a curated record.
CAUCACGCCUGUGACAGCAUUUGUCAACAACAUUCAAGUCAAGACACUCCAAAAUGGCGGAUCGUGAAGAGGACCCAGAGAAUGAGGACACAUAUGAGGUGGUCGACCUGACACAAUAUGCUAGGCGUCAACAAUGGUGGGGCUGCCUAUUUGGUGGGAACAAUUCGGGUCCAAUGGCUGAGAAGUAUUCGGUGGCCACACAAAUAGCACUGGGUGGUGUGAGUGGCUGGUGUGCGGGAUAUCUUUUCCAGAAGGUGGGGAAGAUCGCAGCCACCGCUGUGGGUGGAGGAUUCCUGUUGUUACAGAUAGCCAACCACAGUGGCUAUGUGCAGGUGGACUGGAAGAGAGUGGAGAAGGAUGUCAACAAAGCCAAGAGGCACCUGAAGAAGAAAGCCGACAGGGCUGUACCAGAGCUCAACUCUUUUAUCGACCAGUCCACAGAGUUUGUGAAGACAAACAUUAUCGUCACCAGUGGAUUCUUUGGAGGCUUCUUGCUUGGGCUGGCAUCCUAAGAACACAACAGGGGCCUGCAGUUUUAUAUAAGAAUCACUUGAGAGGUCUGGCUGUGAAGUGAAAUGCCCUUUUAAAAAUGUGGUGGGAACAACAAGAACAGAUGCACAGCACAAUAUAUCAAAUUGAGCCAAUUACACAACACGCAAAAAAGGUAAUGUAGUUGUAAAUACUCUGUAAUGUGUACUUACUAUGCUGUUUCACAAUACCUACCUGUCUAUCUACCAUGUAAUUGCAUGGUUUUAGCACCACCUGAUAGAAACUGGAAUCAAGAUAUCCUGCUGCUCCACCAUAUAAACAAAACCGUGUUUCUAGCUAGGCUUUAGCCCCCAACUCAAGGCAAUUGGGUACAACCCAAAAGGAACUAGCCAGUGGGUCCUGUGGGAAACGCUGGUCUACAAAACAGUUAUUAAUGGGAUCCAGUGUUCCUGGCUCACUCUGAUUCAUAUAUUCAUCAUAUGAGAGAUAGAAACAUACUCACUUCCAAUGGCUUUGAGCUGCUGCUGGAGAUGGACGUAUGUACAUAUGUAAAAAGAAUAAGGAAGAUGCAAAACACUGCGAUUGAUGCUAUAUUUAUUCAGAUCGACUGUGUGGUCUUCAGCAGAACUUCAUGCAUGUGUACAGUAUAUGUACAGUGUACUGUUGCACUUGUUACACAUACACACCUAAUUGGGCUGCAAUGCGGGAACUUAUUAAUUACAUUUGGGUCUAGUUCUUUCAAGUGUUUUCUGGUCAAUAUAGUCCUACUCCGCAAGUAUACCCAAGUCAUGCAGUGUACCAUGUUUGCACAAUAUAUGCCCUUUUCAUUCAUUUGUAUGAGUUAAUACUUCAAUCACAUUAUAUUUAUUGAUUUAGGAUUACCAUGACUAUCUUUUGCCUUUACGAGCGGUGCAAUAUGUGCUUGGAGGUAAUUUAGCCUCCUUUGCGUUUUGUUAUUGAAUUACAAUGCUGUUGUAGUUUGUGUAUAUAUUCUUAAUAUAAAAUACCAAAUGCAACCAACAAUCAUGGCUUUCUUUAUUUCAAAUGAAAGAAUAGGCCUAUGUCUGUGUCAAGUUUAGCUUUAAAAAACAGAUUUUAAAAAACAUUGUAUCACAGCACUUCUACUAUUUCUAAAGAUCUAAUUUACCUGUACUGUAUAUAAGAAUAUGAAUGUAUAGUGUGUAAAUUCUAUUUUUGUUGUCUCUUGGUGUCUCCUAUAUAUAACUUAUUUUUUAUUUAGUGUAAUGUAUUUAAUUUAAAAUCUUAUAUUGUUCUUGUCUAUUACUGUUCUGUACUUUGUCAUGUAUUUGAGUGUUUUAUGUGGACUCCAGGAAGAGUGCAGUAGCUAAUAGGGAUCCCAAUAAACUAAACUUCCUUCAGUACUUUGAGUUUAGGGCGCAGAUCAUUUCCUGCCCUCCAAUUUGACUUAAAUGCUUGCUCAUUAAAGUAAUUUAUCUUUCAA